Homalodisca vitripennis (glassy-winged sharpshooter) is the source of this 1794-nucleotide messenger RNA. Its product is annotated as ribosome-binding protein 1-like. NCBI's taxonomy places the organism in Eukaryota, Metazoa, Arthropoda, Insecta, Hemiptera, Cicadellidae. Gene Ontology annotation, molecular function: DNA binding; structural constituent of chromatin. The record is from RefSeq and is a predicted model, not a curated record. Gene Ontology annotation, cellular component: nucleosome. Gene Ontology annotation, biological process: nucleosome assembly. The annotation marks the transcript as partial. The transcript is spliced from 2 exons.
AAAAAAAAAAAAAAAAAAAAAAAAAAAAAAAAAAAAAAAAAAAAAAAAAAAAAAAAAAAAAAAAAAAAAAAAAAAAAAAAAAAAAAAAAAAAAAAAAAAAAAAAAAAAAAAAAAAAAAAAAAAAAAAAAAAAAAAAAAAAAAAAAAAAAAAAAAAAAAAAAAAAAAAAAAAAAAAAAAAAAAAAAAAAAAAAAAAAAAAAAAAAAAAAAAAAAAAAAAAAAACAAAACAGAGGCAGCAGAGGAGCAGCAAGCAGAGCAAAGGGAGCAGGCAGGGCAGCAGGGGAGAGGGCAGAAAGAGGAGUCAAGGCAGGAGCAAAGGGGAGGCAGAGUACAGGGAAGGGACAGCAGCAGAAGGGGGCAAGAGAGGGAGGGCAGGAAGGGAGAAAAAGGUGGAGAGCAGGCAGCAAGCAAGCAGGGGGGAGAGCAGCAGGGCAGCAGCAGGAAAGGGGGGGGGAGCGAGGCAAACAGCGGCAGGCAGGAGAGCAGGAGGGGAGCGGCAGGAGGGCAAGGCAGGGGAGGGGCAGGCACAGCAGGGGGAGGGGGCCAGGAAGAGGGACAGAGGGAGGGGGGCAGAGGCAGGGGGGUAGAGAGGACAGGGCCAGGGCAAGAGCAGCAGGGGGCAAAAGAGGGCAAGGACAGGAAAGCGAGCAGGCCCGAGGGGAGGGCAGGGGCAGGGGGGCAGAGCAGGAGGCAAAGGCAGCAAGAGCCCGGCAGCAGGAAAGGCAGCAAGGAGUGGGGCAGCAGGAGCAGCAAAGCAGCAGCAGAGGGGCAGCAAGGGAGAGCAGAAGCAGCAGGCAGAGGGCAAAGCAGCAAGGGAGCAAGCAGCAAAGCAACAGGGGCAGAGGGCAGGGCAGGACAGGCAGCAGCAGGCAGAGCAGGAAGCAGGAGCAGGGGAGGGAGGGCAGCAGCAGAGGCAGGCAACAGAGGCAGAGUCACAGCAGCAGGGAGCACAGCAGAGGCAGGGGGAGGGCAAGAGCAGAGGCAGAGCAGCGAGAGAGCAGGAAGAGCAGGCAGCAGGCAGGCAGCGCAGGACAGGCAGCAGAGGGCAGGAGGAAGAGGCGCAGGCAGGAGACAAGGAAGCAAAGGGGGGAGGCAGCAGAGCAGAGGGGCAGAGGGAAAAGGAAGAGGGCAAAGGGAGGACACACAAAGCAGGCAGGGCAGGGGACAGCAGGCAAGGGAGGGGAGGGCAGAGCACAGGGCAAGGUGCAGCAAAGGGAGCAGAAGCAGGCAGAGCAGCAAAGGGAGGCAGGCAAGGAGCAAACAAAAAGGGGAGCCAGCAGGGCAGGCAAGGGCAGCAGAGGGCAAGGAGGGGCAGGCAGAGGGCAGCAGCAGGGAAGGGAGCAAGGGGCAGAGGCAAGCAAAAAAGGGAAGAGGGCAGCACACAAGGGCAGGACAAGGCAGGGGGAGAAAGGCAGGGCAGGGGAAACACAAGCAAGGGAGCAGCAGGAGGCAGAAAGGGGAGGCAAGCAGCAGGGGGGCAAGGAGAGCAAGGGGCAAGCAAGGGAGGAGGGCAAGGGGGGAAACAGGGCAGGCCAGGAGGCAGCAGCAGGGAGGGCAAGCAGGAGAGCAGCAAAGGAGCAACAGACAGCAGGGGAGCAGCAGGGAGGCAAGCAGGAGGAAGCAGCAGGGAGGGGGGCAAAGGCAAGGCAGCAGAGGCAAGAGCAGCAGCAGGCAGAGAGGCAGAGGGAGGGCAGGCAGAAAGGGCAACAGGGGCAACAGGAAGCAGAGCAGCAAGGAGGAGGGGAAGGCAGACAGCAGCAAGGGAGAGAGGGAAGGAAUCAGCAGGGCAGAUAG